UCCUGCGUAUGCAUGUAUGCGGCCGACGGGCUGAUUUCAUAACGUGGGGAGGAAGACAGGAAUGGAGCGUUGAGAACGGAUGAGCCCCAGACCCGUUAGGCUCUAUGCACCAACAGUGUUAUCUCUAUUCCCGGGCCAUGCAGACAGUGCACUAGAGAUGCGGUAGUGGAGGCUGCUGAUGCUGCUGUUCGAUCAGCUGUUUUUUGUGUCUUGAGCAUCAUCACCGUGACGGCCAGAAAGAUCGAGAUAAAGCUCCGGAGCCAGGGACACCGCAGACCGGGUAACAGAGGAUGGAGUUUAAGCAUCUGGUGGAGGCGGCGGAGAAGUGGUGCUCCGGUAACCCUUUCGACCUCAUCUUCGCCGAGGAGGACGACGAGAGGCGGCUGGACUUUUACGCAGAGCCCGGCGUCUCCUUCUACGUGCUGUGUCCCAGUGGCACCGACAAUUUCCAUGUGUGGAGCGAGAGUGAGGACUGCCUUCCCUUCCUACAGCUGGCCCAGGACUACAUCUCCUCCUGCGGGAAGAAGACUCUGUUGGAGGUCCUGGAGAAAGUCUUCACAUCCUUCAGGCCUCUGCUGGGUCUUCCAGACAUAGAGGACGACAGUUUUGAGCAUUACCACGCUGACAUGGAGGGAGAACCAGGGCCCGACCACCAGCAGAUGGGGGUCAGCCAGCAGUGAUGAGCCUGCAGUUGGGGCAGAGCUGCUCUGAAGCUCUCGGCCUCAACUCAUCCGCCCAAACACAACACACUCUUAUCCAAACACACACACACACACACGCACACAUACUUACAGUCAACUUGCUAAAAAUGCACCACCAUGUUCUUGAAUGUCUCAGUGGCUUUGCUUCCCAAAGAGUGCACUCUGUUGCACUGUUGAACCCCAACCAACUAAACACACACGCACGCAUAAACACACACACACACACACACACACAUUGGGGCUACGUGAGCCGUAGCCAUGUACAAUGCAAGUAUCAUAAUCAUUCACCAUCUGGUUAGUUAAAGUUCCACAGCACAGCAAUAUUACAUCGGCCUCAGCUGGCUUUGUUAUGCAGAAAUACAGUCAGAUGUUACCGCAAUACACACAUUUCCCCCGUUGGUUUGGAGAUGAAUGUGACAGAUAACCUAAUUUCUCUGCCUGUCUGUUGACACAGAGGAUACACGAGAGCUAGAUGAAAGAUGAAUGGGUGAAAACUGACGGUUUGUGGUUGUGUGAGGCAACUGGAGUGACGCAGAUAAAGAGCAGGAGGGAGGGAGGGAGGAGGGAAAAGCAGUAUAAUUUUCCACUUCAUGGAGGGAAGGGAGGAUGAAUAUUUGUGAUGUAGAUUCAGGUGGGAUAGCUCUCAACCUAUCCUGUUUUAAACACACAGUUAAAGUAGUCUAAUAGGUUUCAGUCAAAAAGCAUUUUACACGUUGGCUCCUCAUGUGGAAAUCAAAGUGUGCAGCUUCACAGUAGCAUGGAUCAUCUCUUGAGGUGUGUCUCUUAAUGUUUCCAAGGCAGUACACCUCAAAGGAGUUUAAAGUCACUUUAUGAGGACGUUUUUAAUCAAUGUUACUAUCAUAUGACCAACACAACAAAGGCCCACGCUGCAGCUUAAGCCCUUCUUGGUUUGGGUGUCUCAUUGUCACAUGACACCCUAGUUUUGCCCUGUAGUCUUCCUUCCUGGUUGUUGGUGGUUCACAAUUUGCCCUCCUUUCUCAGCACAACCUGAUGAGAUACCUUCCUAAAGCUAGCCAAAACCUGUUUUGCGUGUGUUGUUUUGAGUUUAUCAGCUUCUUUCAACGUUUCUCUUAAACAUAAAUUUAAAAAGUGCACACCCAAAUCCCUGAGUGAUAUCACAGGGAAGAGAAAAUAUUUGUUGACAGCCGCCGGCCCUCUGCCUUCCCUGUUCUCUCUAAUCUCACAAGUGUGUUGUUGUAUGUCACAUCCAGCGCACUGCAACGCUUCAGGCCCCCGCCGCCUUCAACCACUCGAUCCACGUGCAAGACUGUUUCAGAGGUUCACCUUUAGCUUGUUUACUUUGGCUUGUAAAUGUUUGUCUUUUUAUUGCCUCUUUGAAUGUGUAUCUUCUGUUUGUCCUCCGAUGUGUGUGAAAUUGUUCAAUAAACCGUGUGAACAGCGUG
This is a messenger RNA of Micropterus salmoides (largemouth bass), 2125 nucleotides long. It is a transcript of the gene mturn, whose product is annotated as maturin, neural progenitor differentiation regulator homolog (Xenopus). The record is from RefSeq and is a predicted model, not a curated record. The transcript is spliced from 3 exons. Gene Ontology annotation, cellular component: cytoplasm. NCBI's taxonomy places the organism in Eukaryota, Metazoa, Chordata, Actinopteri, Centrarchiformes, Centrarchidae. Gene Ontology annotation, biological process: regulation of signaling; positive regulation of megakaryocyte differentiation. The coding region runs from base 291 to 680 and encodes 129 amino acids.